GGACGCUUCUCAACUCCUCUUUUUCCCUUCACCUCCCAUCAACUCCAUCAUUUUACAUCGCCUGCGGCCCUAUAUUUUCAUCACGUUCCACGGCCAGGUUGCCUGCAGGUUAUAGCCAUCUGAGGAUCUCAACAUUACUUCGUGAUUCGACCCGUUUGGACCACGCACUGGAACUCAGGAACGGCCCGUCUCCUUCACUGACUUGACUAUCGCCGACUGUCUCACAGCUCACAGGACUUUGCAUAUUCUGACUCCCGUGGCCUAUUCCCUCGUCAGCACUCGCUCUCCCCUGUUGACCAGGAUUCGAGUUUGGGCCAUAGCCGGUUUCUAGGCCUGCGUUUUCCCCUUUGGUCACCGUCUGGUAUUGACCGCUGUGGUUGAUCUUCAUCCUUACAUUGCCAAUCAUGACUGAGGUCUCUUCCACCCGACUCUAUCUCGGGAACCUUCCCCGCAAUGUGACCAAACAGGAUAUCGAAGAGCAUUUCAGCACCCAUGGUACUGGAAAGAUCACAGAGAUCAAGCUUAUGAAUGGCUUUGGAUUCAUAGAAUACGAAGACGCGAUGGAUGCAAGAGAUAUUGUUCCUGCAUUCCACGGAAGUGAUUUCAAAGGCGAGCGCCUCACCGUGCAAUUUGCCAGGGGACCCCGGCGCAAGGAAAAUUUUCCAGUUCCCACGGACCGUCCAAAUCUCCCUCGUCCGCGACGUACUAUUUUCCGUAUGAUAAUUUCCGGUCUCCCGGAAACAAGCUGGCAGGACCUUAAAGACUUUGCCCGUCAGUCUGGCUUGGAUGUCGUCUAUUCGGAGACUGGCCGUGAGCCUGGAAGAGGGAUUGUCGAAUUUGAGACUGCCAAUGACCUGAAAACUGCGGUCGAGAAGCUCGAUGGCCGAGAGUUUAAAGGGACCAGAGUAACCUGUGUACCCGAUAUUCAGCCGUACGAUGAUCGCCCUUACCGUGAUCCAUACCGAUCCCGGUCCCCCCGUCGGGGUUAUCCACCGAUGGAUGAGUACGACCGCAGAUAUUCGGUGCCACGCGGCUACAGCCCGCGUAGCCAUUACCGCGAACGGUCCCCAAUUCCCAUGCGCCGGGACUACUAUGGUGAUGGCUACGGACGCCGCACCCCCCCUCGCCCUAGGAUGGAGGACUAUCCUCCCCCACGUCGUCCAUAUGAAGACCCUUAUGGCCCACCACCUCCGCCCCGGUAUGAUGAUCCGUACGCUGCUCCUCCGCGGCCUUACGGACGACCUCGGUCCCCGCCACGGGGUGACUAUGCUCCGUAUGAUCGCCGCUACUGGUAG
Molecule: messenger RNA, 1295 nt
Organism: Aspergillus nidulans FGSC A4
Lineage: Eukaryota; Fungi; Ascomycota; Eurotiomycetes; Eurotiales; Aspergillaceae
Product: putative pre-RNA splicing factor Srp2
Exons: 7
Coding region: 405-1295 (296 amino acids)
Molecular function (GO): RNA binding; nucleic acid binding
Source: RefSeq, a predicted model, not a curated record